CAACCACAAUGGAUCCCUUUUCCGCUGAGGGCGAGCUCCUAAACAUUCACAACUACUUCCACCAAGGCCAGUACCAGGAGGUCAUCGAUUUCGACACCUCAAGUCUGUCUCCCGAGAACGCACUACCCGCCCGCAUCCUCUCCCUGCGCGCACAGAUCGCCCUCGGACACGCUGAGGAGGUUAUCGCAGAUGUACAAGGCGAAAAUGAACCUGAGUUGAUUGCUGUUGGGGCGCUGGCAGAGCUGGCAGCUGGGAAUGAGGCGAAGGCACUGAAGGUCGCCGAGACGUUGGCGGGCGAGAAGGGAGAUAAUGCCGUUGUGCAGGUGUUGGCGGGCACGGUGUUGCAGGCUGCGGGGAAGACCGAGGAGGCUUUGGCACUAUUGAGCCAACAUCAGGGGAAUCUUGAGGCUGUUGCGCUGAUUGUGCAGAUUCAUUUGGAGCAGAAUAGACUCGAUCUGGCGAUAAAGGAAGUUCAGGCGGCUAGGAGUUGGGCUCAAGAUAGCUUGCUGGUCAAUCUGGCGGAAUCGUGGGUUGGUCUGCGAGUGGGCGGAGAGAAGUAUCAGCAAGCAUUCUACGUCUUCGAAGAGCUCGCACAAGCUCCAUCGACAUCGUCUACUCAAAGUUUGGUCUCACAAGCGAUUGCUGAAAUCCAUCUUGGCCGAUUGGAGGAGGCCGAGGCUGCGCUGCAGCAAGCUUUGACGAAGGAUCCCAAAAAUGCAGACAGUCUUGCCAACAGCAUUGUACUGAACGUUAUUGCUGGGAAGGAUGUCAACGAAUUGACAAGUACCCUAGCAAGCACAGCACCAGAACACCCUUUCCUCCGAGACAUCCAAGAGAAGAGCGCAUUGUUCGACAAGGCGGCCACGAAAUACUCGGCGAAAGUCUCUGCAUAAUGAUAUCCCUAUCAAUAAAAUGAAUAUGGCGUUGGAGGAUGCGGGCUUCGCAUAAUGUUGUUAGUUAUACACUUGGAGAACAAAUAUGUGGGAAUCGAAAAGAAUUCAAAGCAUGCAAUGACGCCGAACCACAUCCUGUGAAAUCGUCCAUGAUAAGACAAGUCAUAAUGGAAGAGGGGUCUCUGGAGAAGAGAAUGGUUGCGUGCGUGUGCUGCGAGGAGAAGAGGCUCAAAAUGCACAUUGACAUCAACAGAUUGACCCCUCGUGCAAGUACCCG
Messenger RNA from Amorphotheca resinae ATCC 22711, 1170 nucleotides. RefSeq lists its product as hypothetical. Gene Ontology annotation, biological process: retrograde vesicle-mediated transport, Golgi to endoplasmic reticulum; endoplasmic reticulum to Golgi vesicle-mediated transport; intra-Golgi vesicle-mediated transport. Lineage: Eukaryota; Fungi; Ascomycota; Leotiomycetes; Helotiales; Amorphothecaceae. The transcript is spliced from 4 exons. The record is from RefSeq and is a predicted model, not a curated record. Gene Ontology annotation, molecular function: protein binding; structural molecule activity. Gene Ontology annotation, cellular component: COPI vesicle coat. The coding region runs from base 9 to 893 and encodes 294 amino acids.